ACAACAUGAGGUCCAGCAGUCUCUUGAUCCUGGCGGUUUUCCUCGUCCUUGGGACGCUGGCAGCACAGGCAGCUGUCGUGGGAGCUUCUUAUAAAGGUCAAGAAGCUGGCAAAGGUCGCGUUCCAGUCAAAGGACAAAAAAUCCCACAAGAUGAGGUUCAAUAUCAAUAUCCAGGCAAAGGACAAGGCUCAAACCAAGGUCGCAUUAAGCCUGGCUCCUGCCCCAUGGUUAUAAUGAGGUGUGCCAUGAUGAAUCCGCCUAACGCCUGUAUGAGAGACACUGAGUGCCCGGGCGCCAGGAAGUGCUGUGUGGGCUCCUGCGGAAAGGCCUGUAUGAAUCCCCUGUGAGGUGGAGCCUGCCUUUGCUGCACCUGUGAAGUCCUCGGGGCUGCCGUCCUGGGUCCCUGUAGCACUGCCCGUUCCCUCACUGCUCAGACUUCCUCUCACUGAGAACGCUCAAGCCUAGAGCUGCCUCCCUCAGCGAUUUUCCAAUAAAAGACUACUUUCUGCUCCA
Molecule: messenger RNA, 513 nt
Organism: Hipposideros armiger (great roundleaf bat)
Lineage: Eukaryota; Metazoa; Chordata; Mammalia; Chiroptera; Hipposideridae
Gene: PI3
Product: peptidase inhibitor 3
Exons: 3
Coding region: 6-347 (113 amino acids)
Cellular component (GO): extracellular region
Molecular function (GO): peptidase inhibitor activity
Source: RefSeq, a predicted model, not a curated record